CUCAACGGAAGCUUCCUCUCCAAAACACCAUCCAUGCAAACGUAUGCGCAAGCUUUAGCAUUCGGUCCCCGCGAUCGAGACUACACCAAUUGCUUCUUGCUUUGAUCUUGUUUUUGCACCGACUGGCUGUUCUUUUGCUUACCCUGCUUCGGCAAUCUCGCUUCUGCUUUAUCCGCGCUGAGGAAGGAGCUUCCGACGCGUGGAAAGCAACGCGCCACGACUUGUCAUUCAACGCCCCAAUUGAACCUCACCAUGUCGCCAACACCUGCGGAAAGAGGUGCCCGCUACGCCCCGAUGGGCAGGAGGACAUCGACGAGAUUGGCCCAACGCAGCCAGCCUUCGCAAUACCGAAAUCUGCAUGACAGCUCUGACGAUGAAGUCCUCAGUCCUAUGAAGCUGAGCGCCAUCACCAAAGCAUUACUCGGCGGCAGCAACGCUUCCGAUGGGUCAUCUACCAAUGCCCCCGCACCUACCGCGCGCCGUUCGUCAAUCCCAACUCCGGCCCGGGCAAGCACGGUGGGCCAGGGGUCCUCGUGGAAGCGGUCUCAAGAGACCGACAAUGCACCUCCCUCAAGGCCUCCAACACCGCCCAGCCGACCCCAGUCACGGAAUGCUUUGAGAAGGAGCUCUAUCCCCGCGCUUUCUCAGGUCGCAUCUAGGGACCAGGGGUCUCCAGUGCAAGGCACCCGUGUGACUCGCCAGUCACGAAGGGAAAGCAACCUUUCUCCCAAACAGCCAUCUCCGGUCGGCAGCCGGGAUAACAGCCCCGCCCCGAGGAAACGCGUUGUCCGCCUCAACGCUCCGAGUUCGGCCAACGGAGCAAAUGGAAGUCGCCGGAAUAGUCUCCGGAAUUCAUUCUCGUCGUCCACCCGAGGGAAACGGCCGGAUAGCGCCGAGGGCCACAGAGGAAAGACCGCUUCUUCGCCUCUUGGACCCCAAGAGAGGUCCGCCAAGACCCCAGUCCUGCCGGUGAGGACGGUCAGGAUAGCCGUUGGGUCCUCGGGUCAGAAACCAGCAUCCGGGGGAUCGUCUGAUACACAUCCCAAGUACUCCGCGCGAUCUGCUGAGGGCGAGGGCCGAAAUGCUUCCGGGGCCCCUUCUGCACCCUCCGCUGUGGCUCCCCAGGCUUCGUUGAGAGUGAAAAGAGUCGGAAAAACCCCAGGGAGCUUCCUCUCUGGCCCUGCCCGCCGUGGCCGCCGAAGGCAGAGCGAGGAAGAUGGCGAGGACCAGUUCGAGCCGGAUGCGUUUGGCUCUGGCCAGGAACCCGGGAGUCAGCAGGUUGGAUCAAGGCAGCGAGAAGAUGCUCCAGUCCCCGCCUCUGACUAUGCUGAUUUUGCCGCCUCUGGUAGCCCUGUCAGCGCCAGAGACUCCGCGCGAGACUCUGCUCGGGCCGCGCUUCGCAGGCAUAAAUCCACCUUCAUUACGCCCGUCAGUCAGAGAAAAUCGGAACAUCAUCACAUGCCGCUCGCCUACCGAAUUCCAACAUCACCAGCUCACGAACCUAUCAAUCAUGACAAGGAGAACGAACCUCCGGCUGAAAUAGUACCUGCGGUCCCCAGCUCUCUUCGGGCACCCAAUCCUCCUCCCUCGGCCUCGAGCGAGAGAGCUUCGCGCGCAAUGGCGCCCAUCAACCCAGCGGCUGUCGAAUCCCAUCAAAAAGCUUUUGUCGCGCCAAACGACCACAUCCUCGCCGCACGGUCACAUAACGUCGCGCAGAGACCCGCACCGCCUCCGCCGCCAAAGAUGUCAGUCGUCGAGACAGCCACUGCUGCAGCUGGCGCCUCCACAGCUGUGCAGUCGAACAAGAAACGGCAGUUCUUGCUUCGUGUCAACGGAAAGACUUACACGAGAAUCGACUCCCUUGGUCGGGGCGGGUCCGGUAAGGUCUACCGCGUCUCGGCCGAAAACGGGAAGCUUCUUGCACUGAAGCGCGUGUCGCUCGAGAACCUGGACGACAGAACCAUCAAGGGGUACCACGGCGAGAUCGACCUGUUGCAACGGUUAACUGGAGUCAACCGCGUUGCCCAGCUCAUUGACCAUGAAUUUAAUGCCGAAAAGAAAAUGCUUAGUCUGGUCUUGGAAGCUGGUGAGCUCGACUUCAACACAUUUCUUCGGAGCCGCCUGUCGGAGGACUGUCGAUUCGACCCCGUUUUUGUACGAUACUGGUGGAAGGAGAUGGUCGAGUGCGUGCAGGCCGUGCACGAGAAGGACAUCAUCCACACCGAUUUGAAACCCGCCAACUUCGUCCUCGCCCAAGGCCGAUUAAAGGUCAUCGACUUUGGCAUCGCUAACGCCAUCCAAACUGACAUGACGGUCAACGUGCACCGCGACGCACAGAUCGGCACGCCAAACUACAUGUCCCCCGAGUCACUGAUGGAUUCCAAGGAGUAUGCCCUCACCUCAGCCUACAAGGGCCAAUUCAACGCCCCAUCAUCGCACCGGCCGAAACACUUCAAGCUCGGCAAAGCCAGCGAUGUCUGGAGUUUGGGCUGCAUCCUCUACCAGAUGGUCUACGGGCAGUGCCCGUUUGCCAAAAUUGUCAACAUGAUGGCUCGAGUGAACGCGAUCAAGGAUUGGGCUCAUCCGAUCGAGUUCCCCGAACACACGGAACACGGUGUGCGCGUGCCGCCGAGUCUCGUCCGCACCCUGAAACGGUGUCUGAACCGCGACCAGACACAGCGGCCGUCGUGUGAAGAACUGCUUUCCCCGACGGAUCCGUUCCUCUAUCCGAUGGAGCUAUCGAACGAUAUCUUUACCGCCGCCGACCACGGCAAGGUCAUCCCCAUCACGCCCGAGCUGCUGCGGGACGUGGUCUGGGAUGUUGCGCAGCGUGUCCGCCGCGGCGAUGCGGUCAACAAUGAAGUCUUGCAGCUGUGGCCAACGGCGUAUUGGGCUAGUUGCAAAAAGUCGUUGGCUAUGCGCAAUGGGUUGAGCGGAUCUCCGGCUGCUACUGGAGACCAGCCAUGACAACUGAAGAAACACAAACACAUGUGUGUAUAGCUGUUGGAAGAUCGGAGUUGUUGGUUUCUGUAUCAAAGAGAAGGCGAGACGGAAGAUGUCAUGAUUUGAAGACCCCACAUUGUCGCAUUCCUAUACCCGGGGCUGGAAAGGGACCUUGUUUUUUUGUUGUCUUCUAGAGAUUUGGGGGCCUGUAAGCUUGGAGUUUUGGCGAGUUUGGUUUGCGAAACUGAGGUUCUGUUUUGGACACUGGAGGGGCUUUCGUGGUGACGGGGCUGCCGCCGCAAGGCAUAGUUAUUGUUUAAUGACCCGGAGCUUGCGAAGUUAGAGUUUGUUUCUUUCUCAGGAAAAGAGGAUCUUAAUUUCCACCACUGUCAUCACUUCUAAGCUUGUUGAUAAUGUUGGAUCUCCGUGCUGUGGCGUCUUAUUCUUUAACCCGGG
Messenger RNA from Chaetomium fimeti, 3399 nucleotides. Its product is annotated as kinase-like domain-containing protein. The transcript has 2 exons. NCBI's taxonomy places the organism in Eukaryota, Fungi, Ascomycota, Sordariomycetes, Sordariales, Chaetomiaceae. Gene Ontology annotation, molecular function: protein serine/threonine kinase activity; ATP binding; protein serine/threonine/tyrosine kinase activity. Gene Ontology annotation, biological process: peptidyl-serine phosphorylation; mitotic spindle assembly checkpoint signaling; chromosome segregation. The record is from RefSeq and is a predicted model, not a curated record. Bases 253 to 2967 code for a protein of 904 amino acids. Gene Ontology annotation, cellular component: nucleus; kinetochore.